CCGAGUCCUUCCCCCCUCAUCUGCAAAACAACCAGCAGCAGCAGCAGCAGCAGCAAAAGCAAGACUCCUGCGCCGCCGACUACAAGAGGGUUAAAAGUGUAGAUUGGAUUUCACCCCGGGAAAUCUAGCACACGGAGUGAACUUGAAUCUUUGGCUAUUUAAGGAGGACUGGAGUUUGUUGUGAAGUUGUGGUGAUCCGGAGCAGAGCUCCGUCCUGAUUGAUUUCAUCUUCCUUGAGUCUCAGAUGACUGUAAAAUGAAUAGAUGAAAUUAUUCCUUUUUGAGGCUUUUCUUAGGGGCUCUCCGGGCAGCGUGUUCUCAAAGCGAAGUCAUGAUGUAUUCUCCAAUCUGUCUCACUCAGGAUGAAUUUCACCCGUUCAUUGAGGCACUUCUUCCACAUGUCCGUGCAAUUGCCUAUACUUGGUUCAAUCUUCAGGCUCGAAAACGCAAGUACUUUAAAAAACAUGAGAAACGAAUGUCAAAGGAUGAGGAAAGAGCAGUCAAGGAUGAGCUACUUAGUGAAAAGCCUGAAAUUAAACAGAAGUGGGCAUCCAGGCUCCUGGCCAAGCUGCGCAAAGAUAUUCGCCAAGAGUUCCGGGAGGAUUUUGUGCUCACAGUUACUGGGAAGAAGCACCCAUGCUGUGUAUUGUCCAAUCCUGACCAGAAGGGCAAGAUUAGGAGAAUCGAUUGCCUGCGACAGGCUGACAAAGUCUGGCGUCUGGAUCUAGUCAUGGUGAUCCUGUUCAAAGGCAUCCCCUUGGAAAGUACGGAUGGAGAACGUCUCAUGAAAUCCCCACAUUGCACAAAUCCAGCACUUUGCGUCCAGCCACAUCACAUAACAGUAUCAGUCAAGGAGCUUGAUUUGUUUUUGGCAUACUACGUGCAGGAGCAAGAUUCUGGACAACCAGGAAGUCCAAGCCACAAUGAUCCUGCCAAGAAUCCACCAGUGUACCUUGAGGACAGUUUUGUGAAAUCCGGAGUAUUCAAUGUGUCAGAACUUGUGAGGGUGUCAAGAACACCCAUAACCCAAGGAAGUGGAGUAAACUUCCCAAUUGGAGAGCUUCCGAGCCAGCCAUAUUACCAUGAUAUGAAUUCGGGUGUAAAUCUACAGAGAUCCUUGUCCUCUCCACCAAGCAGCAAAAGACCCAAAACUAUCUCCAUAGAUGAAAAUAUGGAGCCAAGCCCCACAGGAGACUUCUAUCCUUCUCCAAAUUCACCAGCUGCAGGAAGUAGGACAUGGCAUGAAAGAGAUCAAGAUAUGUCUUCUCCUACAAUGAAGAAACCUGAAAAGCCUUUGUUUAGUCCUACUUCUCCCCAGGAUUCGUCAUCAAGACUGAGCACUUUUCCCCAACAUCACCACCCAGGAAUCCCAGGAGUUGCACACAGUGUCAUCUCAACUAGAACUCCACCUCCACCUUCACCAUUGCCAUUUCCAGCACAAGCUAUUCUCCCUCCUGCCCCAUCUAGCUACUUCUCUCAUCCAACGAUCAGAUAUCCUCCCCACCUGAAUCCUCAGGAUACUCUGAAGAACUAUGUACCUUCUUACGACCCGUCCAGCCCGCAGACUAGCCAGCCUAACAGCAGUGGUCAAGUAGUAGGGAAAGUGCCUGGCCAUUUUACUCCAGUUUUGGCACCCUCUCCCCAUCACAGUGCGGUGCGACCUGUGACCCUGACCAUGACAGAUACUAAACCCAUCACUACAUCCACUGAAGGUGAGGCAUCUUCACCUACAGCAACCACCUACACAGCCUCAGGCACAUCCCAAGCCAAUCGAUAUGUGGGACUAAGCCCAAGAGACCCAUCCUUCCUACACCAGCAACAGCUGAGAAUUUGUGACUGGACCAUGAAUCAAAACGGCAGGCAUUUAUACCCCAGUGCCAGUGAGGAUACAUUGGGAAUUACUUGGCAAAGUCCUGGUACCUGGGCUAGCUUGGUUCCUUUCCAAGUAUCAAAUAGGACACCGAUCCUACCGACAAAUGUCCCAAAUUAUGGUUUGAACAUAAUUGGAGAGCCUUUCCUUCAAGCAGAAACAAGCAACUGAGGGAAAAAAAAUUAAAAGCAAAAUUAAAAAACAAAAAAAAAGAAAAAAAGAAAAAAGAAAAGAAGACAGUAUGAGAAAAGAAUCUGAAGAAAGAAGAACAAAAAUAGACCAGCAAUUGCAGCUCUUACAAUCAGUAAUUCUCUUAUGGUUGAAACUGAAAUGAUAUACAAAGGGUCGAUGAUAUUUCACUGAUGAGUAGAAUGCAGCUCCUCCUAAGUAGCCUUUGUUAUAUGAAGUCCGCUGGGAAAUAGAUGUUCUGUCUCUGACAAUAUAUUUUAACUGACUUUCUAGAUGCCUUAAUAUUUGCAUGAUAAGCUAGUUCUGUUGGUUUAGUAUUCUUGUUGUUUACGCAUGAGAUCACUAUUCCUGGUUAUCUCACAAAACAAAGGCUAGGCAGUGACAGCAGAGCUGCAGGAGGAGAAGGGCCGUGAGCCAGCCAUUUUCUUAAUAGUCUGAUUUCUAAAUGUUUUAAAAAUAAGCUCUGUAGCCUUUAGUUAUCAGUAUGGAUUUAUUAAACUUUGGCCCUUAAUUCAGCCUUUUUCUAGUGUGUUAUGCAGUUUGAAAUUUUCAAUCAGUAUGAACACACAGGCUCUAUGGAAGAAAUGCCUCUACGCAGGUAAAAGUGUUAUCUUCUCAUGCAACAGUAAAAAAAGAAAAGGAAAAAAAUAACAUUUUCCCCAGUAAAGAAACACUUACAGAGGCAAGUGCAAUUUAAAAAUCAUAUCUAAGAGGUCAUCGCUAUAAGUCCUUCAGCCCUUGGACUCUAAAUUGAGGGGAUUAAAAAUAAAAAUAAAAAAUUACUUUGAACAAACUUAUUUUUCCCCUCAGUUUUUGAGGGCAUUAAAAGGCAUUAAGUCAAGACAAAUCAUGUCCUUGAGAAUAAGAAAUCAAUGGAAACACAGCACUUAUGUUGGUUUAGCUGCUGCCUCCACAGAGGGGUAGGAUUUAUUUAUUUAAAGUUACUUGUUGCAUCAAGAACCCAUAGGGUUUACAUGUUUCUGUAAAAUCUACAUCAUAGAGACAAAGACAUAGGCAAAUCCAUGUCACAAGGGCAAAGCUUACCGUUUACAAACUGGUAAUACCAGGAUGGGGAUAUGUUGUAUUUAAAUAAUGCACUCUUAAUGUAAGUCUAAUUACAGGGUGCUGUAAACUUGCAUGGUGCUUUCAGAAGUUAGCCUUGUUCAACAAUUUUCACAUAUCGACAGAAAUAUAAUGUGCAUGGGCAGACAUUUUGCCUCUAUGUCUCUUUAAAAAUUUAAAAUACUCUUUCCAGUAAUCCUAAUUUGCACGAAGAUAUAAUGUCCACAUUACGUGCCUUGCCUUGAAAUCUAAAAAAUGGAAAAAAAGAAAAAAAGAAAAAAAGAAAAAACUACAAAAAAAAAUUGACAUCACUACACUUGUUUUGCUGCAUUUAUUAUAAUUUUAAAUCUUUACCAUUUUUAUGACAAAAUAUUUUGUACUCCAGAUGCGAAAAAUGUGUGACAUCAUGGAUUUUUUAGACAGUUAUACAUUUAUCUCACAUUUAUAGAGCAUAUGAUGGCUGUGUAUAGUUGCCGCUUAAGAAUUGUAAUCGACCAGCAAUAUUUUCAGUAUUUUGGUGUUUUUUCUAUUAACCUUUCAUGUUUUUCAUCUUCCAAUUAAUAUUGGGGGGAGGGGAUACAAAUUUAUACGAAUUAUGCAAUACCAAGUUUUGCCUAUGUAGGUAGUGCUUUUAGCUGUAUUGGUUAUUAUAGGUAAGUACAUAGAUUUUAAAAAAAAUAAUGUAUGCUUUUUUUUGUUUGUUUUAAUUGACCAAAGUGGGUACUGCUAUUUUUGCAGUGUGAUGAGGUCCUUUUCUGUACUGAGAGGUGGACAGGGGAUUUUUUUUUAUACAUACAUAUAUAUAUAUUCUGGGGUGGGGGGGGAGGAUUUUUAACACUUUACAGUGUAGCUGUGAAGCAGUGCACCCUUAGCCAGGCAAGGGCUGCAAAGCAACUGUUCUGCCUACUGUGACAAACUUUCAAAUAGGUUCCCUCUUUUUAACUUCCCACCUGGGGUGCAAGCUGAAAUCAUUUCUGGAUUUAAAAAAUAAGUAAUGAAUUCUGUUGGAGGCAGACUUGACUUGAGGAAAUUGUUUUACUUCAAGGUUUUUUUCAUGAGAAAGAGAGACAGACAGAGGUCAAGACCCACAGUGAGAUGAAGCCUUUUCCAUUCUGGCAAAGAUAAUGCAUCCUGAAGUGUUCAUGUUAGAAAAUGUUUUUAGCUCAAAAUGACAAAGACAUUUACUUUGUCUAGGAAAUGUAAGUACAGGGCCAAAAUCUUUGCUGGCAUAAUUCCACUGACUCCAAUGGAUCUGGAGCUGCUCAAGCAGAGAAUUUGCCCUCCUUAUUCUGCUUGUUUUUUUUUCCUAUACAUAAUUCCUUUUAUAGUCCACUCCCCUCUCGCCCCGCCAAGUUUCUUAAUUCAGCAUUUGAAUUACAAUUUUCAGCCUGGUUGGGCUAUGUCAGAAGUUUGCAGUCUUCUCAUAGAGAUCAGAUGGAGACCUCUGGGGUGUAGUGGAGGAGGAGUUUCUUUACGCAAAGAAUUAGACCACGGUGGUAAUAAAAGUGUGUUUCCAGUAAAAUCCCAUUUUGCAGACCAGUAAUGGGCCUAUUGAUGGUGAUCUCUUACACACAGGGGAUCUUUGCAAUGUAUGGGUCAACACAGGGUGAAGUUUUCUUUAAAGCACAGUAUUCUACUAGGGUAAAAGCAGAGGAGUGUAUAGUCAUGUGGAUGGGAAAAUACAUCCCUUUACGGUUGUCUCUGUGUUUUGGAGGUUUUCUUACCCCGGAGCAGUCCCAGAGGCACAGCUCCAGCAGCAGCCACCCCAAUGAGCCCUGGCCAGGGGCAUACCACCAUCAGUUCAUUCUGGCUCCAGCUGAAGGGCAGUAAGAGCAGUAGUGGUGGCACAUCCCCCUGUCUCCAGGAGGAGAGAGUGUGUAAGCAGGACUUGAAUGGCUACAGAGAUGGGAAUUGUAGGAAAAUAAACCUUUGAGAUUUAGCUAAACUGGGAGAAAAAAAAAAAAAAAGAAAGAGAAAGAUAAGACAUAAAAAGAAAUGUGAGGGUCUUUGGUUCUUUUUCAGAACCCUGCAGGAAGUCAAUUUGUUUGCUAAGCACAUGGCAAAGUCUACUAGACCCACGCAGAGUGCACCUCAGGUUCUGGCCUGGUAAAACAAAGUAUGUGUUGUCCUUUACACAUGUCAUGAUACAGAGCAGUCUGGGAGCAGAGUUGUGCUGGGGGCAUGUCCUUGAUUAGUUCCAUUAACAAGGUGUUCCCUGAAAGCUUUUAAUACCACAUUGGGACAAAACUGGAACGAGUUCAGGCUUCAACAUGAAAUUUCCAGAAUGGUGAUUGCCUUUUGUAGGAAGAUAGAUGCCCUUAAAGAACUUACAUAUUUGUAUGAAAAAAAAUCUGAGCUUAAAGAUGCACUUUUUUAGAGAAAUAAAGUCAUUUAAACUGUCAUUCAACAACUGUGGGUUUUUGUUACCUGCCUCUCUAAUAGAAAAGCCUGCUUGGAAGAUAAUGAACUUUUAAUUUACUGUAUGCUUUGUUUUAGGUUGGCUUUGUUGGUUCUUUUUUUUAAGCUCAGCAGUCAAAAGAUUAAGAUAAGAUUGAGAACUCAAAUCCAGUCUCUGGCCUCCUCCUUCACCAGGAAGUGUAUUCUGACUAAAUUGAGCCACCCCGUUCUAUGUGCACUGUUCUGCCUUUAUUUAAAGUUGCUUUGCAGCCCUGGCCUCAUGGCUGUGCCACUGAAGUGUGUUUCCCCUGGAGUGACAUGAACGCUUGAGGCUUGACUAAGGAAAAAAAAAAGGCAGUGAAGGAGACUGUACAUAAAGACAUGGCAAAAAUAUUAAUUAUAGCAAUAUAGUUGUGGGGUGAUGUUCAGGUGGGCAGCUCCAUUGAAAAUAUGUGAAUGAAUUUGUGAAGCUGCAAGUAGCAAGAAGAAAGGAUGAUCUUCUGACUAAACCGCCUACCUUGUAGACAGUAAUUUGUACACUGUAUAGUUUUGUUAAGAAUUUUUUUUAAUUAAAAUACCCUUGUUUGUAAAGCUAACUUUUUAACAAUUAUAAUGGAAAUACAUUUCCAUUUUUAAACAAGAAUAUUCUUUGUUUAGAAACUGGACUUGGGUUAAAACUCUCCAGUUUCUUAAUUUAUGUAUUAAAAAAAAAAAAAAUCUGUCCAUGUUAGGAGUUAUUUCGCAUAUUCCUGUGCUUGAAAAGCACAGGUUACUAAUCCUUUAAAAAUGUAAAUGGAGAAAAUUAUAUUUUAUGAAGGUUAUUUUGUUGUAUUUAGUAUUGGAAAAGUUGGUUUUCAGAGCAUUUCAAAAUGUUGGAAGCACCACUGUCUUUUUUAUUAGUAUAUAUGGCCUUUAGCAAAAGUUUUUGUGAUUGUUACAUGAUGGUAUUUAAGAUUAGGUUCACAGAGCUAUUCAGGAUAGGCAGAGAGCUAAAACAGUACUUAAGUCUCACACAGCUGUGUCCUCAGGGAGCAGAAUUUUGGAUUUGCAACUUGUAGCUUCAUAAGGACUUAAUGAAAGAGAUUGCACAAAGACAUCUGUGACACCAGAGUGUGUUCUGUACCUAAACCUAAAUUAUAUGUACUGUGUGAGAUUAUGAAGGCUGCAGAAAGUUAUCCCAUAUUCAGUGUACAGUUUUCACUUUUAAUGAAAAAACUCUCUAAUGUUGCUGGCAGUAAGGCCCCAAGCAUGACAUCCUUUAUGGUUUACAUGAUCCUGUCAAGGUCUUUUGUUAAUAUUAACCAGCUGUAUGCUCCUGGAUUUUUUUAUUUGGUUUCUAUAUAAAACUUUAGGGAAAAAAAAGACAGUAAAAUCCCGUGCCAGCUAAUCAAGUUAAACAGGAAAGGCUCAAAGCUGAAUGUUCUUCUCCAUGCUGAAGGAGCUGAAAACCGCCUCCUUCUUAUUUGCACUUUCUGCUAUUUCCCCAGUUUCAUUAAUUCCUCAAAAUUGUGUGGGUGUGGUGGAGCACUGCAGUUGGAGGAUAACAUGGACCACUGAUUUUGCCCUUUAACCCUGCACAAUGACCUUUGCAUCAGCCAAACUUAUUGCCAUGACAACUCUUUGUACUGUUUCCAUGCCACAGCUCUGUUGGUCACGUUGUCAAUAGUAAAGGGGACAAGUUGGAGACGGUCAAUUUUUACAUUUUUUUUUGUUGCAAUUUUUUCUUCAAUGGUUGUAAGUAGUUGUUUGUUUUUUUUUUUUACGAUAAAAGGGUUCACUAGUUAGUACUCUUUAGAAAUAUCUGUGUGUUGCAAUUCAGAUGUAUGUUGAAUUUGUGAAAAGGGCUUCAGUGCCACUAGCAUCAUGAAUAGACUAAGCCUUUGAUACUUUCAUUGCAUGAUACCGUAACAGUAAAACAAAAGGUGGCCUAAAUAAAUGGAGAGCAGUGUGAGCUAGUGACACUAAAGCCAGUCUUUGUAUUACUGUAUUUUUGACAGAAUGAUUUUGAAAACUGUGCUACAGGGACUGAUGUGGCAAAUGUAUCUCUAUAUGCAGAAGGAAGUUUUUUAAGAAGUAUGGCUUAUUAUGCAUUUUUCAUUGAGGGCAUUGAAGUUGCAUGGACUGAUAGAAGUUGAUGCAAAAUGAGAAAGAAACAAAAACCAGCAAAAUGUUUACCAAAAAAACUCAAACAAAUGAGCAGUGCCUGUUCAAUUUCACAGUCUCUGUUGAGUUCAGUUGUAAAUAUGUUUCAGAUGACAUUUUCUUCAAAAAUAAUCUCUACAACAUUGUAGAAUGUGAGGGGUUCCUCAAUCCCAGGCAUAGGCUUCUCAAGAGCUGCAUUAGAUUAUGUCUUCAUCAAGCUGUUAAUUUGUGCUUAUAUCAUAUAGAACUUCUAGUAAUCUGGGAAGAGGCACCUCAUCUCAAUGAUAUUUCUCUGAGAAAACUUUUGUAGGGCUGUGUGUUUCUUUAGAUACAUUUAGUACAACUGUAGGUGACAAGUAGUCAGUUAUUGCUUGCUAGCUACAUACCAGGGUUGAUCCAUUUUAAAACUUCUGGCAUUUUUUCCCAUACUGUAGGCUAUAAAUCCUGAAGGUUACAUUUUAAUUAAAAAGAAGGUGUGUGCAGAGUCUUUGUGUAAUGAACCUUCACUAGUAGGAUGCAUUACACUACAGCUACUUAAUUUUGGAAUUAGGGCCCUCUGGCAUCAGACCUGAUUUUAGCCUGAGUGUUAACAAAGGUUUUUAUUGUGCCUGGUUGGAGGAUAAAGUGUUCUUUCUGGUACUUUUUUUUUUAGGUUACAAAUGAACUCAACUGCCACAAGUUUUAAACUGGUGUAAAUCAAGCUUGACUUAAUGUGAUUGUUACUGUUAUAUCCAGCCUAUACUGCUAGCAGCUGCUCAUACUGCAGUCAAUUACUGGAAGCGGAUAUAUUUCCUAUGCAAAAACUGUUUAAACAAUAAAAAUGAGCUAUGCUACA
Molecule: messenger RNA, 8494 nt
Organism: Vidua chalybeata
Lineage: Eukaryota; Metazoa; Chordata; Aves; Passeriformes; Viduidae
Gene: NFIB
Product: nuclear factor I B
Exons: 12
Coding region: 331-2040 (569 amino acids)
Biological process (GO): regulation of transcription by RNA polymerase II
Cellular component (GO): nucleus
Molecular function (GO): DNA-binding transcription factor activity, RNA polymerase II-specific; RNA polymerase II cis-regulatory region sequence-specific DNA binding
Source: RefSeq, a predicted model, not a curated record